GUGCGUGAAGGACCUCUAGCAUCACGCACUGCAAUCCUCUCUCAUUUUCCCCCCCAUCCGACAAAAGAGGCAUAUCAAAGAUAUUGAUCUUUGUACUUGCAAGGAGACCCCUGUCAUCCCUUUUCACACACCACACACACACACACACCCCAUCACGAAGCUCAACCGCAGAUAUAUCGACCGAUCGACUGCCUUCUGGCCUUCUGCUCUUGUUCUCCAAGCCGGACGUGAUCACUUAUUAGCAUUGCUAUUUUUAUUCAUUUUUUCGCUGACGUUCAUAACUGGAGUUUUUGUAUCUCGGUGUAACCACAUUAAUGAGACAACCCCAUGCCAUUUCUGCAUAGUACGCUUACCAGCGAGACGGCCCCGGGUCGCCUUGUCCCACAUGGGAACCUUUCUGUCGGAUCCAGGCUUAUACAGACUUAUAGGAAUUCUUGACUCCAGGUUUCACCUCGUGGUGGCUCAUCAUUGAAUUUUGCUACUUGCGGGUAUGUGACCUUUUCUUUUGUUGCUGGCGUCUGUAGGCCAACAUGGAUACACGCAUACAUAUUGGGACGUGAUCACUUUGGGCUGCUUAUCGUCUGGGGGCCAUAUGAUCGAGAUGUGGCUUAUGGUUGACUGUUUAAGAGCGAGCUACUCAUCAUCCUUCCGCCAUUAUCUCCCUUUGGAUACUCAUCUGAUCUCACCCCCGAGCAGAAAUCGCACCGGUUGGACUCGACUAACGGAUCCCCCCUAAUAGGACGGUUCAACUGGCGGAAUUCAGUUCGGUAUCUCCGGUUUUUUUGGAGGACAUAAGUUGUCAUUGUGUAAUUCGGUUUUGCCUCUAUCGCCAAAGAACCACACUUGAAAUCGCCCAACAUGGCCAAACUCAAGCUCAGUUCCAUCUUCAGCCCCAGCAGCUCCAACAAUGCUGCCUCGACAACAGAGGGAGGGACCAAAGACCUCAAAAAGUCCAACCGCCGCUCCUUCUCGGCCCUCUCUGCUUCCCUCCUCGGUACCAAGGACACGGAGACGAACGGUACUAGCGCUGCUACCUCGUCCAAGUCUGCUACCCCAUCCGUGGCCCCGGGUCCGGCGGCACCGGCCACAACGUCAGAGAUGGUCGCCUUGGCCCAAAAGAUCACCAGGGAGACAGAGAAGCUCGAGGCCUACAUGAAGGAGCAUGACCUCCCCAUGCCGAGCUUUGACGCCAGUGCCCCAGCAGAUUUCCCCAAGCUCCCGGAUGAAAUUGCCCAGAGCAGGAAGGCGAUUAUCUCGGCGACGAAGGAGCUGGGGCUGUUGGCUCAUGGGCCGAGGGAGAGUGUGAGAUGGGGGAUUUGGGAGUUCCUUGACACGCUCGCCCUCGCCGCCAUCAACCACUAUGGCAUCGCCAAGCUCGUUCCCCUCGACGCCCCCAUCUCCCUCGCCGACCUCCAGGCCAAAACCACGCUCGAUCCCAUCAACCUCGCCCGUUUGAUCCGUCUCGCCAUCACCAACAAGAUCUUUUACGAGCCCACCCCCGGCUUCAUCGCCCACACGGCCGCCUCCAGGGUCCUGGCAGAGGACUCUGACCUCCAGGCCUGGGUCGGCUUCAACGGGGAGGACAUCCUCCCCGCCUCCGCCCACGUCCUCCAAGCCCUGCAAACCCAUCCCGAGGCCACCUCCCUCACCCGGACCGGGUUUCAGUUUGCCUUCAACACCGUCGACAAAGAACCCAUGUUUGUCACCUUUGGCAAGGACCCCGACAGAGCCAAGCGCAUGGGGAAAGCGAUGGUGUCGCUGACGGGCGGGGAGGGCUACGAGCCGUUUUGGUUCGUCGACGUGGAAAGGGGCGGGUAUGACUUCGGUGAGAUUGACGCGAGGGGGGGAACGUUGGUCGACGUGGGCGGCAGCCACGGCUUCAUGUGCGUCGCCCUGGCGGAGAGGUGGAAGAACAUGAAGUUUGUCGUGCAGGACCUGCAAAAGACGGUCGACAGCGCGCCGAAGCCGAUCUCGUCCGACCCUCAGGUCGCCGAGCGGAUCACGCUGCUGCCUCACGAUUUCUUUACCGAGCAGGUGACCAAGGAGGCGGACGUCUACUUCUUCCGCUGGAUCCUCCACAAUUACUCGACCCCCUACGCGCUCCAGAUCCUCCGCAACCUCGUCCCCGCCCUCAAGCCGGGCGCCCGCAUCAUUAUUAAUGAUCACUGCCUGUUUGAGGGGUCGGGGCAGGAAGACCCCUGGGACGAAAAGGUCAUGCGCCGCAUGGAUGUCGUGAUGCUCAGUCUGCUCAACGCGCAGGAGCGUACCGAGUCCGAGUUCAGAGAGUUGUUCGCCAAGGCCGGGGAGGGGAAUCAAAAGGGGGAGUUUGUUUUCAAGGGCGUCAAAAGACCAGAAGGCUGCAGAAUGAGUAUCAUCGAGGCGGUCUGGCAGCUCAGGGAGGAGGCUCCUACUGUUGCGGCUGUCGAGGAGGUCAAGGAAGGGGAGGAGACCCCUGCUGCUGUUGAAGAGCCCAAGACUGAGGAAAAGGCUGAGUGAAAGGAUGCUUUCAAGAUCUGCUGAGCACGUUGCUGUUUCAUAUGGGCCCAUU
Molecule: messenger RNA, 2548 nt
Organism: Podospora bellae-mahoneyi
Lineage: Eukaryota; Fungi; Ascomycota; Sordariomycetes; Sordariales; Podosporaceae
Exons: 3
Coding region: 859-2496 (545 amino acids)
Molecular function (GO): O-methyltransferase activity
Source: RefSeq, a predicted model, not a curated record